GGCUAUAAAAAUGAUGAGAGAAAUGUUGAAGACAAACCUUACCUAAAGGAUAAAGAUGGAAGCUCCUGCGUAUCUUCUCUGGGUCUUUCUAGGCUUUCAAGCAUUAACUUUAGCCAAUGGAUGGACAUGGACAGACUCAACAACAAUGGAUCCCUUUGCAUAUUCCUGCUAUAAAAGUUGUGGCUAUGGCUUUGGAAGCUGUUCCUGUGAAACCUCUUGUCAAUACAUUGGAAACUGUUGCCAUGACUUUAACAGUUAUUGCUCAUCCACAACUGAGGAGCCAGAAACAACAGCAGCUUCUUUCUCCUGCAUGCACAACUGUGGCUACUAUCUUGGAAGCUGUUCAUGCAGAUACGACUGUCAUUACUAUGGGAACUGUUGCUAUGACUAUAACAGUUACUGCUCAUCAACAACUGAAGAGAUAGCAACAGCUUCAUCCUCCUGCAGGUACAACUGUGGAUACUAUCUUGGAAGCUGUUCAUGCAGAUACGACUGUCAUUACUAUGGAAACUGUUGCUCUGACUAUAACAAUUACUGCUCAUCAGCAACAACUGAAGAGACAGCAACAGCUUCAACCUCCUGCAGGUACAACUGUGGCUACCAUCUUGGAAGCUGUUCAUGCAGAGACAACUGUCGUUACUAUGGAAACUGUUGCUAUGACUAUAACAAUUACUGCUCAUCAGCAACAACUGAAGAGACAGCAACAGCUUCUACCUCCUGCAGGUACAACUGUGGCUACCAUCUUGGAAGCUGUUCAUGCAGAGACAACUGUCGUUACUAUGGAAACUGUUGCUAUGACUAUGACAAUUACUGCUCAUCAGCAACAACUGAAGAGACAGCAACAGCUUCACCCUCCUGCAGGUACAACUGUGGCUACCAUCUUGGAAGCUGUUCAUGCAGAUACGACUGUCGUUACAAUGGAAACUGUUGCUAUGACUAUAACAAUUACUGCUCAUCAGCAACAACUGAAGAGACAGCAACAGCUUCACCCUCCUGCAGGUACAACUGUGGCUACCAUCUUGGAAGCUGUUCAUGCAGAGACAACUGUCGUUACUAUGGAAACUGUUGCUAUGACUAUGACAAUUACUGCUCAUCAGCAACAACUGAAGAAACAGCAACAGCUUCACCCUCCUGCAGGUACAACUGUGGCUACCAUCUUGGAAGCUGUUCAUGCAGAGACAACUGUCGUUACUAUGGAAACUGUUGCUAUGACUAUAACAGGUAUUGUCCACUGUACACGACAUCAUGGCCAGCCAUGACAACAGAUUAUUAUGCUGAGUGUGGAGGACACCUGUAUGGUUCUGGGCUGUUUUCAAGUCCCAGUUACCCAAACUAUUAUUAUAACAAUGCUUACUGUGUGUGGUAUCUGUCUGCCCAGGCAGGACAGAGGAUCUUCUUGUCAUUUGCUGAUAUACAAUUGGAGAACUGCUGUAACUGCGACUAUAUCUCUGUACAUGAUGGUUCUUCCACUGGUUAUCCAGUGCUGGGAAGGAUCUGCUUCAAUGACACCACACACCAGACGUUUCACUCAUCUUCUCAAUACUUGACUGUUGUCUUCAGGAGUGACUCCUCUGUUGUGAGCCGUGGCUUUAAAGCCCAGUUCACAAGCUCACUGACCGCAGAUCAAGGUCGUGUGGACUGUUCCUCGGACAACAUGGUCAUUGUCAUUCAAAGGUCAUACUUGAAUUCACUUGGGCUCAAUGGAAAUGACCUUUAUGUGGAUGACAAUCGGUGUAGACCCACCAUUAACAGUACUGGGGUUGUGUUCCGCUUCUCUCUGGAUACAUGUGGGACCAGCAAAGAGAUGAUGAAUGGUUAUGUGACUUACACCAACAACGUGCGGGCGUCUCAGUCUCAAUGGGGUGAGAUCACCCGUCAGUCACAGUUUCUGUUACAUGUGGGCUGCAGAAUGGAGCCGGACACUGUGGUGCAGAUACUCUACAAGGCCAAAGAGGACAUCAAUGCUACCAUCACAGGAGCGGGUCGCUUUAAUGCCAGCAUUGCCUUUUACAACUCUAGCAGUUUCAACCAACAAAUUUAUGACUCUCCGUAUGAGGUGAACCUUAACCAGUACAUGUAUGUUCAGGUUGUGUUAGAUAGACGUGAUGAAACCCUAGAUUUGUUCCUGGACACCUGUGUUGCAUCUCCAGAUCCAAAUGACUUCAAAACCCGCUCCUAUGACCUGCUGCGUAAUGGAUGUGCCAGAGACAGCACAUAUUAUUCCUACAUCAACGGUCAGCAGUAUUACGCACGGUUCCGUUUCCAGGCUUUUAAGUUCCUUCGGACUCAUGCCAAUGUGUACUUGCAGUGUAAGGUGAUCAUCUGCCCUGGCAAUGAUAGCAACUCUCGCUGUAGCCGAGGCUGCCAAAGACGGCGCCGGAGGUCGCUUGAAUCCAACUAUCACACCAACACUCUGAUACUUGGGCCAAUCAAACUCAAAGGAGUGAAGCCUGAUCUUCAAGAGCUCAAUCUUCAAGAGACUGAGACAGGAGAGUGAUUUCAAAAUCAUCACCAUUAUAAUCAGUUAAAAAAGAUUAAAGCAUUCCUGAAAAUCUCA
Molecule: messenger RNA, 2557 nt
Organism: Misgurnus anguillicaudatus (oriental weatherfish)
Lineage: Eukaryota; Metazoa; Chordata; Actinopteri; Cypriniformes; Cobitidae
Source: RefSeq, a predicted model, not a curated record